GGCACCACAAGUCCAUCCUCCCCAUCAGCAGUCUGGUCAACAACAUUUUCCCUGGAAGACUUCACCAGCAAACUUCACCGACAUGGAUGCCCUAAGGUCGGCUGGGAGAGCUAUUAUCCGGAGCCCAAGUAUGGCGAAACAGUCGUGGACUGCCGGCAAACACAGAAAGCUUCCAGAAAACUGGACUGACACAAGGGAGACCAUCUUAGAAGGCAUGACCUUUAACCUCCGUCACCUCGGCAUGACUCUCGUGGACCAGCCCAAAGGAGAGGAGCUAUCAGCAGCAGCAGUAAAGAGGAUCGUCGCCACGGCUAAAGCCAGUGGGAAGAAGCCUCAGAAGGUUGCUCUUAAGGUUUCUCCUCAGGGAAUAGUCCUGUACGACAGUUCAACCAAUAAACUCCUGGAAAACGUCUCCAUAUACAGAAUAUCUUACUGCACAGUGGACAAACUGCAUGAUAAAGUGUUUGCUUAUAUCGCACAAAACACCCUCAAUGGGACCCUGGAGUGCCAUGCCUACCUCUGCUCCAAGAGGAAAGUGGCUCAGGCUGUAGCUUUGACAGUUGCCCAGGCCUUCACAGUAGCUUUUGAACUCUGGCAAGUGGCUAAAGAAGAGAAAGGGAAGAGAAUCAAGUCUGGUUCAGCUGGAGAGGCCAGCAGUAGUUCCCAUUCAGAGAGAUCCAACAGCUUGGGGAGCCUGAAAGGGACAGAUGUUGCCACAGACAACCUGCUGGACUUUGAGGACAGUGUAAAUGUGGUAGUGGAAACCAACGGGAAUGUAGAGGAGGAUCAGCUGGACAACCACAGGCCGAACAACAACCCCGCCUGGGAAAUAGAAGAUGGUUUGGACGAAGCCUUCUCCAAACUGGCAGUGUCGCGUACUAACCCCCAGGUCCUGGACAUUGGGGUGACGCCCCAAGACUGGCUCACUGAACCCGACUGGGACAGCACCAAUGGAAACACUCCCAACAACCUCAGCCAGUUUGGAGACGAUAUCUUCGGCUUCUGACCACCGCUACACAUCAGAGAGAGCGAGAGAACAAUUAAGGGGAAGAGGGGUGUCUUUAUGUCUUUCUAUGAAUUACCAAGGCAUCACUGUGCGUUUAGAUGAGGCUGCAGUAAGUCCAUAAGGGAAUACGUGUAGAGCUGUGAGAUCAAGUUUGGCCUCUUCAACUUGUUGUACUCUUCACAUGGACAGUGCUUCCCUCUUUUGGGAACUAGCACGGGUUGCUGACCCUGCACACCAAAGCAAUAAUAGCAUCCCUUAAGGUUUUUACAUCUCUCCUGUUAUUACAUUGCAAACAUCCCUACAAACAUAUGUUCACCAAGUCAUCUUUUGUCAGCAUUUUUUGUCUUUUGUUUACUUUAAUUUCUCUGUUUCAGUAGUGUUUGUCAUCAUAAUCAGUAUUUUGUAUAUGUGUCUAGUUAUAAUUUAUAGUUUUAUAAUUAUUUUUUUUUAUGGAUGAAGACAAGAGUAGGAUUUAAUACAAACUGAUGUACAUACUGUAUCAACAGGCCUUUAACAACAGCAAGACAAUCAGGUACACUAUAUCUCUUCAGUUUAAAAAAAGGAAAAAAAAGUGCUCAAGUAGCAGUGAGGACUUGACACUAGCACCACCAUGGAUGUAAACUGAAGAUUGAUCAGACAUCACAUUUUAGACAAAACAAUCUAGUUUAUUUAUAUGAAAUCUUUACGCCAGCUUAUUCAAGACAUGUUGUUACAGGCGUUACUUCUUCACUGCAGUGUAACAGUGCUCUCUUGAAUGAAGCCCAGAUGUGUUCACAUACUAUUGUGGCCAUUUUCAUGUACACUAUCAUCUACCAG
This is a messenger RNA of Scomber japonicus (chub mackerel), 1822 nucleotides long. RefSeq names its product low density lipoprotein receptor adaptor protein 1a (gene ldlrap1a). The transcript has 9 exons. The record is from RefSeq and is a predicted model, not a curated record. Lineage: Eukaryota; Metazoa; Chordata; Actinopteri; Scombriformes; Scombridae. Bases 83 to 1006 code for a protein of 307 amino acids. Gene Ontology annotation, cellular component: early endosome.